Molecule: messenger RNA, 504 nt
Organism: Stylophora pistillata
Lineage: Eukaryota; Metazoa; Cnidaria; Anthozoa; Scleractinia; Pocilloporidae
Source: RefSeq, a predicted model, not a curated record
UUUAAGAUGGCGCCUGUGCUUCUGUUGUGUUGUAACUUUGAGUAAAAUGGUUCAGUGUUUCGCGCCCGAUUGCAAUCAUCAGUCCGAAAGAGAGACAUGCAAGUUUUCUAGGUUUCCCAGCGAAGGUAGUAGUGAAUUUAACCGGUGGAAAAAACUGCUAAGGAGACAAGAUCGAAAUCCGAGUCGAAACUCACGAGUAUGUAGCUGUCACUUUCGCGCAGGUUUGAAAGCAAAUGGCCCUGAAAUAUUCAAGAGAAAUUCAGAUAAAUUAUUUCCAAAUACUGAAACUAGAACUCCCAAGAUUUCUAACAAGAAAAAGAAAUCAAAGUUAGACGAUCAGGACGAUUUGGUAGUUGUGUCCGAGUUCGUGGAAAAGUUCAGUGAAAGUAUUGACGACUCUUCGUUGCAAAACGGGGCGGCAAAUGAACCGAGUGCACAAGAAGUGCUGGCAACAAAUGCCGAGAAUUUGAUAUUAAAGUCUGAAAUGGAGAAGCUGAGAGAAGA